This is a messenger RNA of Toxoplasma gondii ME49, 1281 nucleotides long. RefSeq lists its product as hypothetical. The record is from RefSeq and is a predicted model, not a curated record. NCBI's taxonomy places the organism in Eukaryota, Apicomplexa, Conoidasida, Eucoccidiorida, Sarcocystidae. Bases 1 to 1281 code for a protein of 426 amino acids. The transcript has a single exon.
AUGACGGUCCCGAGUGAGGUGAAAACUGGCACGAGUAUGACAACCAAUGCCAGCUACGCUAACAACCCCUAUCUGGCCGGUUGUCACUCCUACAAGACUCCGAACAAUCCUACUGCUGCUGCAGCGAGUAUAGCCAGCAGUAAUACGGCGAACAUGACUACCGCUUGUAACACGUUUUCUUACCCUACAAAGCCUCAGUCGGUUGGACCAGGCAGUACGUCAGGACUACAUCCUAGUUCUUCUUCCGAUCGCCGUCGCAGCUCGUUCGGCAGCCAGAAGUUGACCGGUGUACUAGCAACUGUUCGUCGCACCUCCAACAGCGUCUUGCAAACGCUGACAGGACGAGGAGACUGGGAGCCGGCUUCGAUUUUUUCUAGAGGGGAGCCUUCUUCCGCGGCAGCGCGACGAUGCAGUCGGCGUAGCGAGACGGAGAAAGGUGACCGGUUAUCCUUUUCUCGAUCUGUUCUGCCUCGCGGGAGUAACGCAAGUGCCAGUUCGACGAAUGGAUGGGGUUUAUCAGGCACGUCUUCGGCGAAGCCUUGGGGGUUCCGACGCCCGUCUGUGACGCGGAACGGGGCCCGAGGUAGCUCCGUCUCGGGCCCUGCUCCCAGCCGCACCUCACGCUUUUCAACUGAGGGAGAGCCCGAGGAAUAUUCCAUUUAUUUCGGUGGACAAAACGAGCCACUGGCACAGCCGCUGCAGACUCUGGAAAUCUUCGGGGCCGCCAGCAAACGCGCAGAAGAACUGCGUGCUCAGAGAGGCGUCGACGAAGUGACAUCAGAGAGGGAAGGCAGUGCAAGCUUGCGGUCGAUUCUCGUAGUUCGCAGUUCCCAGGGCGGGCUGUACGGCGCCGGUAGCACGAGGCCACCCAGUCGGUCGAUACAAAACCGUGUUCGCUUCACGGAAGUGAAUGAGCUGCGGGAAUACAACCCGCACGAAACGUUCCGCAGACGAGGAAGUCGGGCUGAGUCAGAACACCCGUUGCUCACGUCGUUGCGCAACAUCAUCUUCCGCACUCGAAGCGACAAACGCGCAGUCGAGCAGCUCGCAGAAAAAGUGCAGAUGAUGACGGAGAGGACUUCCGCUGUAGCCGCAGUCAUGGACUCGUGUGUGAACUCUUUUGAGAGGGAGGCGGAAACAGUCUUCAGCAAAGAGUCGUUGGAAGAAACUCAAAUGAGGGUUGCAGACGCGCACAAGCAGUGUCAAGCAGAGAUUCUUCGAGAAGACAGAAACACAAAAUGUAGGACAUGGAGACGACGUUCUGUCCCAAGUCGUUCAUAG